Chionomys nivalis (European snow vole) is the source of this 936-nucleotide messenger RNA. Its product is annotated as olfactory receptor 10-like. The record is from RefSeq and is a predicted model, not a curated record. Gene Ontology annotation, molecular function: G protein-coupled receptor activity; olfactory receptor activity. Gene Ontology annotation, cellular component: membrane. Bases 1 to 936 code for a protein of 311 amino acids. Gene Ontology annotation, biological process: G protein-coupled receptor signaling pathway. NCBI's taxonomy places the organism in Eukaryota, Metazoa, Chordata, Mammalia, Rodentia, Cricetidae. The transcript has a single exon.
AUGGGAACUUUCAACUCCAGUUCAGACAAGGCCUUCUUUUUAGUGGGCUUCUCAGAUUGGCCUCAUCUGGAACCUAUCUUUUUUGUCUUUAUUUCAAUUUUCUACUCCUUAACUCUCUUUGGCAACACUAUCAUCAUUGCUCUCUCCCGAAUGGACAUUCGACUGCACACUCCCAUGUACUUCUUCCUCUCCCACCUCUCCUUCCUGGACCUCUGCUACACCACCAGCACUGUGCCCCAGCUCCUGAUCAACCUCCAUGGACUGGACAGGACCAUCAGCUAUGGAAGGUGUGUAGCCCAGCUCCUUAUUUUUCUUGCUCUGGCUUCCACAGAGUGUGUGCUCUUGGGGGUCAUGGCCAUUGACCGCUAUGCAGCCGUGUGCCGUCCACUCCACUACACCACCAUCAUGCACCCUCAGCUGUGUCAGGCAUUGGCCAUCUCCUCCUGGGUAGGGGGACUUGUGAACUCUGUGAUUCAGACAAGUCUAAUGAUGGCCAUGCCUCUCUGUAGCCAUUGGCUAAAUCACUUCUUCUGUGAGAUGCCCAUAUUCCUAAAAUUGGUUUGUGAAGAAACAAAAAGAACAGAGGCUAAGAUGUUUGUAGCUCGAACAAUAGUCUUGGUCCUCCCUGCAGGACUAAUUCUAGGCUCCUAUGCACAGAUUGCCAGGGCAGUGCUGAAGAUCAAGUCAAUGGCUGGACGCAGAAAGGCUUUUGGAACUUGCGGCUCCCACAUGCUGGUGGUCUCUCUGUUUUAUGGCUCGGCCAUCUACACAUACUUACAACCCAAGGGCAGCUAUUCCGAGAGUGAGGGGAAGUUCGCUGCUCUUUUUUAUACCAUCAUCACCCCCAUGCUCAACCCUCUGAUCUAUACCCUGAGGAACAAGGAUGUGAAGGGGGCUCUAUGGAAGGUGCUAGGGAGAGCCACAGAUUCAGAGUAA